AAUUUUUAAGUUUUUAUUUUUGUCUUCAUUCUAAAUCACAUGACAUGAGAUCCACAAAAUGGCUUCUACUAUCCGAUCUUCCUUUCGACAUGAAGGUCACAUGUUUUUCAUUUACAAUCAUAAAAAGAAAACAGAGGAAGAUGAUCCUAAAGAUGCCAUUCUUUACUUUUAUCCCCGUACAAUAGAAGUGAAUGACAGAAUAGCAUUAGUAGGAGGAAUAAUUGGUUUGGCUGAUUUUUGUUUGGAAUUUAUGCCUCAAUGUAUACCAAGUAUAGUCAAGUUGUCUGGCCAUACUUUUGCUUUGUUACAACAUGAAGAGUUUAUCAUAGGUUUAACAGGGAGCCCUGAUCUCCCAGACAAGUUUUUAAUAUCCCACAUGCAGUUUGUUUGGUCAACGUUUGUUUUUUACCAAGGCAGCCUUGAAGCUAUUCGGGAGAGGGUAUCAGAUGCUAAUUUCUUGAAGGAGUUAGAUAGAGUUUGGGACAUGUAUCUUCCACUUUGCCAAAUCCAAGGAGAUUCAUUGUCUCAAGCCUUCCAAGUUUUGCCAUAUGUACAGUUGCACAAGAGUCAAGGAAGUCUCUUUUUACAUGCAUCCCAUAUUCUACAGAGAGCUUUACGUCACAAAGGAGUAAUUGCAGGAGCUCUUUUUAACAGAAACAAAGUACUUUGUUCGCAGUUAAAUAAUAACUUAACACGGCAACUGCUGCUUCUAAUGUCCCACAGUCAGUUCCCUUGUGUUGAAGCCAAUUCAAUUCUUGAGUUGCCAGGCGGAGUCCGUCUGCUGUAUGUUUACUUGCCACAAGAAGAGUUUGCUUCCCUUGGGCACCGGAGAAAAAAGGCAUAUAUAUUUUCUUCAUCACAGAAAGGAAACAACGAUGAGACAACUCAGAGUGAGUUUCAGCCAGGGAAAAACAACGAAUCUUUUAGUUUUCUCCAGGGUCAUCGUUACCCGAGGGUCAAAACUUCUGACGGUGGUACCAGCAGCGGUGCAGAGUUAGGAGAAACUCACAGCAGCGAUGCAUCGCCUUUGUUAAAACACAGGUCCACGUCUCUCCCGGUGUCCCCAACAGCCACGGUGACGUCGGGUACUGAUUCUGAGGUGUUUCUGGACACACUGUCCGAGCUGAACUUUGAGACCAACCAGAAGCUGGGUGACAUCAAAGAGUUGGUCUGUACACCCAACAAGUGCUCAAGUCCUAUGGUAGCUGAUAACUCUACGUCCAUGAGCUCUCCAGUGGAAGAAAGUCAAUCUAGUGCCCAUCUAGAAUCACAUUCACACAUCUUUACUGGAUCUCCUGGAGAAAGUAGCAAAUCAACAGAAGAAAGUAUCAAAACUACAGGAGAAAGUACCAAAACUACAGAAGAAAGUAGCAAAACUACAGAAGAAAGUAGCAAAACUACAGAAGAAAGUACCAAAUCAGCAGAAGAAAAUAGUGAUACCGUAGAAAAAAGUAGCAAAGCAGUUGAAUCACAACUCACUGAUCCAAACUGUACUAUAAAUAGCACAAUGUCUUCUGUAGAAAAAAAUGGAUUGGAUACAGAACUUGUAUCUAUAAAUUCUCUGUCCAAAACUGAUUCAUUGUUACCCAUUGAAGGUGAUGUAACAGCACAAAAAGAACCUGUACAGCAAACCUCAGCUAAUAUUUUACCUGAUCUUCACCAACUAGUUGGUCAGGAUCAGUCAGUCUUAAAACAUGAAAACAUUGCAGACAAAACAGAUAAUGUUCCUAUUGACUCAAACACCAAUGGGUGUUCUCCUAACUCUAUAGACACUGUUGAUGCUGUUUUAACUUGUGAAAUAGAGUUAUCUGCCUUAAACUCUUUAGGACCCAGUAGUGUUUCAUCCAUUUCAGUGCGUGAACCUUCCAAUGCAUAUAAUUCAAUUUUUAAUUUGGAGAGAAACAAGAACAUUGCAACUUGCCCCACUAGCAUGGAGGCAUUUGUAGCCACUGAUCUGAAUAAUGAAACUGUCUUUGAGCGAAUAGAAGAGUUGACUGAUGUAAAAAAAAUUGUUUCUAGCACAUCAAGUUUAAAGACAUCAUCAUUUGAUUCUGAGAGUGAAAGGACUUCAUCUGGAAGUCAGGGUAAAGACAACUGUAAAAACACAUCCGACAGAAACAAAGAAAACGUCAACACAUCACUGUACGCAGGUUUCAGCGGAGACGAGUCAUCAGCGCAGUCAUCGUCUGACGUCAAGCAGGAUCCAGAGGGCUCUCAGCUUUCAUUAAUAUGCGACCUAAGUCUGAAUAAAGAUCGUUUAACUUUCGUCGCAGUUGACAGUGAGAACUCAGACUACGGCAUCACGUCCAGAUUGUCUGAGAUGAGCCCAAUAUCCCCGACAGCCGAGCAUUCUGGGCGCUCACUUGAAAUCAACCAGCAGUCUGGUUCAGAGGAAGUAGAGUUUUCCAGUCAUUCCACACCCAGUGCUACAGCUGGCCUGGGUUUGAAUCUCAGUAGUGAGGUAAAAUCUACCUCAGAAGCAUCAGAUUUCAAACAUUCUAAUAGUAGUGAAACAAAAUGGAGUCUGAGGAACAAUGGGCUACAGGAAGUGACCCUGUAUGCACAAGGUCACUCUGACACACUUCUGGUGCUUUUAUUGUCUAGGAAUUUAAAGUGUGGGAAAUCUUACAUCAGCUCUCUGUGGAAAUCUUGCCUUUCUCACCUGGCUGAGCUAGACUUUGAAGUGAAGGAUGCUGAACGUCAUGUUAAGGAUGAUAAUGAGAAUGUCGGCUCAACAUUCCAGUACAUCAGAUAUGAUUCUUUCACCCAGAGCUUGAAGGGCUCAGCACUUUUACCUGUAACAAGUCUGGCCAAUGAAAUAGUUGACACAAGUGUAAAAAUGCAUGAAUGUUUCAUGAACUCGCCAGAUUUGCAGGAAGUAACCUACAGAUCUCACUCCUCCUCCUGUUUUGGCCGUAGAACUGUCAACACUGAGACUUACUUUCAGCUUCCUUUGCCUCGCUCUGCUGGAGGCAUCUGCUCACCAGAAGACAGUACUUUCAUGCUGGACCAAAAUGCUGAAAGGUUCUUUUUAAAAGAGGCCAAGAUAUAAAAAUAAUAUUCAAGAUAACAGCUAGACUAGUUGAGCUCAUUCUUAACUUGUGAAUGAUGGCCUUAGUUGUAGGACAUCAAAUUAUAGUACACAUGAAU
Physella acuta is the source of this 3150-nucleotide messenger RNA. RefSeq lists its product as uncharacterized. Gene Ontology annotation, molecular function: small GTPase binding; guanyl-nucleotide exchange factor activity. NCBI's taxonomy places the organism in Eukaryota, Metazoa, Mollusca, Gastropoda, Physidae. Gene Ontology annotation, biological process: melanosome assembly; protein targeting; vesicle-mediated transport. Gene Ontology annotation, cellular component: lysosomal membrane; BLOC-3 complex; cytoplasmic vesicle. The record is from RefSeq and is a predicted model, not a curated record.